This is a messenger RNA of Ambispora leptoticha, 337 nucleotides long. Lineage: Eukaryota; Fungi; Glomeromycota; Glomeromycetes; Archaeosporales; Ambisporaceae. The record is from the annotation of a GenBank genome assembly.
AUGUAUUAUCCCGGUGAAAUUCCCGGCAUUGACUCUGAACUUCCGGAAGCGGAUUAUAUUAAUUUAGAUACCGACUUGUUAUUUAAGUUUCUUAAACAGCAUGAGCAUAAUCUCCUUAACAACUACAAAAGCCCAAUUAGAACUCCCGAAUGGGAUAAAAAAAUAAUUGGACUAGUUGGUAAAGAAGAAGAUAAGGAAUUUAAAAAGGAUGAAAUCAAACCAGAUGGAACCAAAGUAACCACCGAUAAAGAAACCAUCAAAGUCAACGAUGUCAAACAAUUAUUAGCCGAAAUCAAAACCCAAAAGCAAACUGUUGAAACUAAAUUAACUGAAUUAG